Messenger RNA from Vigna unguiculata (cowpea), 2297 nucleotides. RefSeq lists its product as uncharacterized. The record is from RefSeq and is a predicted model, not a curated record. Gene Ontology annotation, molecular function: DNA-3-methyladenine glycosylase activity. Gene Ontology annotation, biological process: base-excision repair. NCBI's taxonomy places the organism in Eukaryota, Viridiplantae, Streptophyta, Magnoliopsida, Fabales, Fabaceae.
UAACACGCACCUCCAACAACGUUAAAUUCUGUGUUGCCCACGAUGUCUAAAACGAACGUAAGAAGACAGGGUGUGGAGAGGUGCAGGAGUGUGAAAGAGACACAGAAAAUAUUGAACCACAACUUUUUCAGCAGAAACCUGAAGAAAGUGUACCCCAUUGGGCUUCAGAAAAGCACUUCAUCUUUGUCUUUGUCUUCCAUAUCCUUGUCUUUGUCGCAAAACUCCAACGAUUCUUCUCAGGCUGAUUCUUUGACUCCACUGGAUGAGAAGAUUUCGCUGGCACUGCGUUUGAUUUCACCUCGUGAUACAAGAGAAGAUACAAUAGCUUCUAAGCCUCUUCAGCAACACCAACCACCAACUUCACCACCCACCACUGGAACUGGGGAGUUCAAAAGAUGUAACUGGAUCACAAAGAACAGUGAUAAUGCCUACAUAGAAUUUCAUGAUGAGUGCUGGGGAGUUCCAGCUUAUGAUGACAACAAAUUGUUUGAGCUGCUUGCAAUGUCUGGAUUGCUCAUGGAUUACAAUUGGACAGAAAUUCUUAAAAGAAGAGAAACUCUUAGAGAAGUUUUCGCUGGAUUUGAUGCAAACACUGUUGCGAAAAUGGAGGAAAAGGAAAUAAUGGAAAUUGCAUCAAACAAAGCACUUUCUUUAGCCGAUAGCAGAGUGAUGUGCAUAGUAGACAAUGCCAAAUGCAUAACAAAGAUUGUUAAAGAAUGUGGAUCAUUGAGCAGUUACAUAUGGGGUUACGUAAAUCAUAAACCAAUAAUAAACAGAUACAGAUACCCAAGAAAUGUGCCAUUGAGGAGUCCGAAAGCAGAGAUCCUAAGCAAGGACUUGGUGAAGCGUGGAUUUCGGUUCGUGGGUCCUGUCAUUGUGCACUCUUUUAUGCAAGCUGCAGGCUUGACCAUUGAUCAUCUUGUCGAUUGCUACAGGCACCAUGAAUGUGUCAGCCUUGCAGAAAGACCUUGGAGGCAUAUCUAACAUUUUUUUUUUUUUUGAGAAUUUAUUGCAAUAUCCAACGUCUCAAUUCAUAUUCAAGUAACGUGUAAUUGAGAUUUGUUACUUUUUUUUCUUAUCAUAAACUGAAAAUUUUGAUUAUAUUUUGUCAUGUGAAGUUAUAAAUAUGCACUCAUCCUGUAAUAAUUCUUUCAAAUUUUCAACCAAAUAGAGAGACAUGAGUUAUGUAUAGUUACGUUUUUCUCUUGUUAUAUUUUUGGACACCUGUACACUCAAAUGAAUAUCUCUCUAUAUAUUGUAUAGAUUUUUUUUUUGAGAAAGUUUGUUUGAGACUGAAAAUUACUCUCGACACCGUGAUGAUGACGUGUUGGGGGCUAAAUUCUUCAGUGAUGAAAGGGCAGAAUAGGGAACAUAGAAAAGUGGAAAAAACAAUGAAAGGGCAAAAAGGUGAGAGUGGGGAAAUUGAAAUGUGAAUGAAUGUGGAGUUAAAGAAGGGUGAGUGAAAUUUCAAAUCUGAAACAGAGAAGGGUGGAGGGAACGUCAACUUGACUGGUAUCGUUGCAGUUGCGGUUGGUGAUUCGUUGAAGCAGCGUUUGAAGUCGACGGUUUGGAGCGUGACCACAACAGGUGCAAACUGCGAUUAAGGUCAUUACUGAGAUCACUAUGUCAAAUGAGGAGCUUGGUUACAAAGCAUUGCUUCGGGAAGUAUCUGAUCAAGAGGCAAGUCUUGCGGAGCUUGAGAAACAUGUCAAUGAGUUAAAACAAUCUUUAGCAGAAAAGCGAAAUGAAGAACUUGGUUACGAUAUUGUGAAAGAAGCCUUUGAGAAAUUGGGGUUUGGUAUUGAGGAGAAGAAGCCAACAAUGUUCGAUGUGUGUUCUCCUACUGCAGAACAGAAGGCAUUGCUUCAGCGGACACUCGAUGUAGAGGCAAGAAUUGCGGAGCUUGAGAAAAUUGUCGCUGAGUUUGAACAACUUUUAGCGCAAAAGAGGGAUCAAUGAGCGAUUACAUUCUUUGAAUGUACCGAAGCGUAGUAGGAGGGGUUUGAACACUGGUCAUAAGACAAAGAAGUUGAAUUGAAUGACAAUGUGCACAAUCUAAUGUGUACACAUGGCGAAAGUAUGAACCGAGGAAGUGAGUAAAAAGUGUUGUUCAAACACCUUGAACCAUGUAUUCAAGGAGAACGAAGAGACAUCAUCAGUUAGCUGUGAAAAAAUAGGGUUUAAUUAGGUUUUUGGAAGCACAUUAUUUUUGUAACAGAAUAUGUUGACGUUGUUCACUUGAAGACAUUUCAUGAUUUUGCUUUGAUAGUAACUUACGUAAUUUAUAUUGGUUGGUG